AUGCGGCCCUCCGAUCCAGUGGUGGGCACACUGCACAUUGCGCAGCCGGUGGCUGUAGCUGUGCUGGUAAUUCUUCAGGCACACUACGCGAUUGUGGCCAGAUGGGUGCGCGCACGCCUCGGUGCCGAGCGUCAGAUAUCGCUCGAUGAGCAUCCAGAGCAGGGGCUGCCGCAGCCCGUGGUCGGGGCGCAGCGCACACGCACGUCGCUGGGCGUGCGUAUCGCACUGCUUGUCAUAUCUGCCUCGUUUUUGGUGUCUGGUAUGCUCGUGGCACUCGGUGCUGUUCUGCCGCCCCAUGUGUGGCUGCCAUCGCUGAAGCACUGGACGUGGCUGGAUGUGCAGGCGCUGGGCGGCGGCAUGGCAUGGGCGCUAGUAGCUUUAUCCACGCUGCGCGAGGAGCGCCGCUAUGGACCUGGCCAGUUCCGCCGCGCGCGUCUUGCGUGUAUUACGGCUGUGAGCGCCGCUGCCGACGUGGCGCUGGCCGUGGCGCACGCCCAGCAUUCCCACGUGAAGCCUGACGUGAAGCUGUGGGCAUUCCUGCAGGUCUAUGUGCUAUACGCGCGUCUUGUGAUUUUGUAUCCGGUGCUCGUGCUGGUGAUGCUCCGGCGCCGUGCACCUCUUCGCUCGUCAGUGGAUGCGGUGGGCGUUCAGGCUGGCACAGCGAGCGCUGAGGCGCCGGCCACGGAUGAGGCGCGUCCCGCACCGCCACCAGGGUUCUUCCUCCUGCUUAAGCGGGUGCGCGUGCUGGCGCCGUACCUAUGGCCGAGCGAGUCGCCGCGUCUGCAGCUGCUCGCAGUGCUGAGUGUCGCGCUGCUGUUCGUGGCUCGCGUCGUGAAUCUGAUGGUGCCGCUGGCGCUUGGACGCGUCGUGGAGGCGCUCAGUGCCGGGCGCGAGCCAUGGGGCCCCAUUCUGGUGUUUGCGAUGCUCAAAGUGUUCCAGGGCUCGGGCGGCCUUGUAACAGUGGCGCAGCAGCUGCUGUGGUACCCCAUCGCAUGGUACUCGGACGUGCACAUGAGCCGCCUCAUGUUUGAUCGUGUGCUGAACCUGUCCAUGUCGUACCACACCCGCCGUAAGACGGGCGAGCUGAUCCGCACCAUGGACCGUGGCUCGGCGCUGAAUAACUUUUUCGAGUAUCUCCUCUUUUCCCUCACGCCCGUGUUUGUGGACAUUAUGGUGGCGGUGGUGUACAUGUCGGCGGUCUUUGGCUGGCGCGUUGGCAGUGUGCUCCUGGUGAUCAUGGUGCUGUAUACGGUAUGCAGCGUGCGGAUCACGACGUGGCGUACGCAGCUGCGUCGCGAGGUGAACAGUAAAGACUCGCAAUGCCGAGCGAUCACGACGGAUGUGUUGCUGAACUACGACACGGUCAAAUUCUAUGGGAACGAACCAUACGAGUCGAGCCGCUUUGCUGGGGCGCUCGAUGCGUACCGCCAGGCGCAGUAUCGCCUGGUGCUUAGCCUGAACAUGCUGAAUCUGACGCAGAACCUGAUUCUGGCGUUUGGUACGCUGUUCACUGUACUUGCGGUCGCUUAUACGGUCGUGCAGGGCGCCACGACACCGUCGCAGUUCGUCGUAUUUGUGUCGUACCUGCAACAGGUAUACCAGCCGCUCAGCAUGCUGGGCACACUGUACCGUGUGAUGAACCAGAACUUGGUCGACACCGACAAGCUGAUGGAGCUGCUGGAUGAGGAAGUCGAUAUUAAGGAUGCACCUGGCGCGCCGGACCUUACAGUCCGAGGGGGCGAGAUCGAGUUCCAGGACGUGCACUUUGCGUACGAGCAUGGCAGCAACAUGGCGCUGAAUGGCAUGUCGUUCAAGAUCAACCCGCACGAGCGCGUGGCGCUUGUGGGCGAGAGUGGCUCCGGAAAGUCCACGACGCUCAAGCUGCUGUACCGCUUCUACGAUGUGACAAGUGGGCGUAUCCUGAUCGAUGGCCAGGAUAUUCGCGAUGUUACGCAGCAGAGUCUGCGGCGGGCGGUGGGCAUUGUGCCGCAAGAGCCGUCACUGUUCAACAUGGACAUCCGGCGCAAUAUUCUGUAUGGCAAUCUUGAAGCUUCGGACGAGGCCGUAGAAGCGGCCGCGCGGGCAGCGCAGGUGCACGACCGGAUCAUGGAGUUCCCGAACCAGUACGCGACGGUCGUUGGCGAGCGUGGCGUACGUCUGAGUGGCGGCGAAAAGCAGCGAGUGGCGAUUGCACGCACGAUUCUCAAGGACCCGCCUGUGCUUCUGAUGGACGAGGCGACAUCUGCGCUAGACAGUCAUACGGAGCGCAACUUGCAGACGGCGCUGCAGACGCUCAUGGAAGGCCGUUCGUCACUGACCAUCGCGCACCGCCUCUCGACGAUUGUCAACAGUGAUCGGAUUCUCGUGGCGGAUCAAGGCCGUAUUAUUGAGCAGGGCACACACGAGGAAUUGAUUGCGCUUGGCGGCACAUACAGUCGGCUGUGGGCACAGCAAAGCAAGACGCUGGCCGAGCAGCGAGCGGAAGAGCAGGCGAAGGAGGCUCUUGAGGCACGCGACCAGCCCGCUGGGGAGCCCGCGAAGCAGGCACCCAAGGCACAUGAACAGCCUGCUGGGGAGCCCGCGAAGCAGGCACCCAAGGCACAUGAACAGCCCGCUGGGGAGCCCGCGAAGCAGGCACCCAAGGCACAUGAACAGCCCGCUGGGGAGCCCGCGAAGCAGGCACCCAAGGCACAUGAGCAGCCCGCUAGGGAGCCUACGGAGCAAGCACCUGGUCAGCCUUCUGGACAGGCUAAACAGCUCGACGAACAGCCUCCAGCUGACGAGCCUAAGAACUCAGCUUCGAACACAUUGGCGCCGGCGGCAGACGCUAGGGGCGAAGCGUCUCAGACGUCGGAGGCGUCUGCAUCUGAUGUGCCUGGCGAGGCGCGUACCGGUGUGCCGCGGUCGCGCUCUGCGCGCAAGAAGAAGAACCGCAGAGCUCGUCGUUGA
Messenger RNA from Malassezia sympodialis ATCC 42132, 2949 nucleotides. RefSeq lists its product as uncharacterized. Gene Ontology annotation, molecular function: ATP binding; ATP hydrolysis activity; ABC-type transporter activity. The record is from RefSeq and is a predicted model, not a curated record. Gene Ontology annotation, cellular component: membrane. Gene Ontology annotation, biological process: transmembrane transport. Lineage: Eukaryota; Fungi; Basidiomycota; Malasseziomycetes; Malasseziales; Malasseziaceae.